AUGUUAGCAGCGGCUGCUCGACGAGGAACAAUGCCACAUACUCAUUGUCUAAAUACAAUGAUUUCAAAUACAUCAACGAAUAACAAGAAUUCCUUAACAUUUGAAAGUGUUGUAUGUACACAAUUAGAAUUAAAACGGCGUGCAGAGUCAUUUUCACGUCGUCGAAGUACAGUAUGUCGACGACCAUCAAUACAUAUUCCAUCAAUAACAUCAUCAAAUCGACGUAUAACAUCAACAUCUGUACCAUUUAAAUCUCAACCAAAUGAUCGAGCAUCAAUAUCAACAGCAUCAGAUAUUUCAACACAAUUUUUAAGCAUAAAAAAUUUGAAUGAUGAUAGAGGUAUAGGUGGCCGACAAUCAAUUACUUCUAUGUUCUAUUGGGAUGGAUCAUCGAGAAAUGCUCCUACAAUACAAAAAAGUGAAUCACGUGCAUCGAAAUGGAGUAUUGAUUUUCAUAAAGAAACACCUCAUUAUGGUAGUUUACGUUCACGUUUAAUUGAAGAAUAUACUGAUUGUGAAUCAUUAUUUGAAUUUGUUAAAAAAACUAUACUUGUACUUAUGAAAACAAAAGGAGCAACAAUUUUUCUUGGUCUUCUUCUUAUUCUUCCUAUUAUAAUGAUGGGUAUUGGUGUUAGUCAUUUAAAUGAUUGUCCACGUCAAACAAAUUUACCAAUUUAUUUAUUUGUUGCUGGUAUUGUAUGGACAACAAAACUUCUUCAAAAUAUUUGGCAUAAAUAUCGUUUACAACAAAAAGUUUUAAAUGAUGAAGAACCAUCAUCUGAUCAUAAUGAUGGUCAUGCAUUUAUUGAUGCUUUAAUGACAUCAUUUCUUAUAAUAUGGUUUUUUUUAGGUCAUUAUUGGUUAAUAACUAUUGGAUAUCCACCACAUUUUGAACAAUUAUUAGAAAAUCCUGAUAUUUGGUGUCAUAAAACAGUUGUUUUAUGUGCACUAGCAUCUAUACUCAUAACUUAUUUUAUAUUAAUUACAUUUGUUAGUCUUGUUAUAUUUCUUGUAUCCUUUACUCGAUAUACAAUUAUUAAACGAGCUUCAACAAAUUACCAAACAUGUGUACAUCAAGCUCGUUCAGUGAGUAAUUUAGAUAAAUUUAUAAUUUGUCCAAAUUUUACAUACGCAUUUCAUGCUGAAUUGGAAAUUAAUUUAAAUUGGAAUUUUAAUGAUAGUUUAGAACGAUGGUAUCUGUAUUUUACAGAUAUUCCUCUACCAAUAGGUUGGAACUAUGAUCCUCAUGUGAAUGAUUAUACUCCAGCUCAAGUAUUUUUAUAUCCACAUGAUAGAUUAAUAAUAUCUCAUAAUGCAAAAAUAAAAUAUCGUUGUUUAAAUUGUCGAAAUGAAUGGACAACAGCACGUGGCAGAGCUAUAUUUCAAGCAGCAAUCCCAAGAAUUUAUCAAUAUAAUAUUUUGUAUAUAAAAUUAUGUACACAACAAUGUCGAUUAUGUGGAAGCGAAAUUCAACCAUCGUGGUAUUUAAGUGAAGCAACUCGAGUUAUGAAAAAUGUAUGUCGAAUACUAAUAGAACAAUUUUAUUCUCAUCGAAAUUUUACAUUACCAAUAUUUCAAUAUUCUUCUUCUUCUUCCGAGGAAGGACUUCAACAACGAACAAGUCAAACAAGUGGUCCUCACCAUCAACAUUUAUGUCGAGCUUGUCAUGACGGAUAUUGCUUUGGUUCUCAUCGACAAUAUCAAGGAAGAAAUUAG
Messenger RNA from Rotaria sordida, 1716 nucleotides. NCBI's taxonomy places the organism in Eukaryota, Metazoa, Rotifera, Eurotatoria, Philodinida, Philodinidae. The record is from the annotation of a GenBank genome assembly.